Molecule: messenger RNA, 1046 nt
Organism: Chelonoidis abingdonii (Abingdon island giant tortoise)
Lineage: Eukaryota; Metazoa; Chordata; Testudines; Testudinidae
Source: RefSeq, a predicted model, not a curated record
UAGGCAGGGCGGCGAAGAGACUGGGUGGCGGUUGCUGCGGCUCGCGAGGAUAGGCGCACGGGGUUUGCGGGCAGCGCUAUAUGAUGUGAACGGCUGCGGGUCUCCGCAGCGCGCCCGACGGGCGGCGAUGGCCGGAGCCUGGCGCGGGAGCAGCCGCUGUCGCCUAUAGGAAGCGCCGGGGGUAGCCGGGCGGCGCGGAGAGUCGGUCGGGCCGUGAAGCGCUUGUCCCGUCACUGCCCCCCGGCGGCGGGUGCAUGUGGGGAACGGCCCGGGGGCAGCGCACAGAGCCCCGGCCGGGACUUGCGACCCCCUCUGCCCGCCAUGUCCUCCUCGUCCAGCUCUUCGCAGACCCCGCCCGGGCACCACCCGCCGCAGAGGAUGAGGCGCGGCGCCGCCGGGUCACCCACCGCGGCUAACGGCGCCGCCGGCAACGGUGCGGGGGGAGGCGCCGCCAGCAGCGCCGGGACCAGCCGGCUGCUGCAGCCCAUCCGAGCGACCGUGCCCUAUCAGCUCCUGCGGGGCAGCCAGCACAGCCCGACCCGCUCCCCUUCCGCCUCGGUGGGGAGCAACACCGGGCCGGCGGGCGGCGGAGGGGGCCGUGGAAGCAGUCCGCCCAGCCCGACGCCGCCGCUGGCAGUGGCUGCCCCCCCGGGAAGCUGCGUGGCGGACCCGGGGAGGGUGAAGGGCAGGCAGCGGCGCUCGCCGGAGAGCGGUGGCAGCAGGAAGAGCAGCUCACCUGAGAGACGGAGCCCCAGCUCCCCAGUGUACCGAGAGACAUACAAGUGUACAGUGUUACUCUGAAUUCUGGGAAAUCAAAUGGGAGGUCAACCGAAACAAAACAGACUUGAUGCAUAUAAUUAAGCGUGAACAUUAAAGCUGAUGACAAAUACUAUUAUAAAUCGGUUCCCAGGCCUAACUUUGUGAUAAGGAUUGUAAUGUUGCAGUGUGUGAGUGUCUGCACUUCAAAUGGAGCGUGGGAUGUGGAUAAUUACCUGUGGUUGGAGAGAAGUACUGCAGAGCUGUUAAAUAUUUCAUUAAUGUAUUAU